UCGUGCUUGGCAAGUCUCUUGACCAUUCCCCCUCCACCAACAGAAAAAACCCACCACCAACAACCAAGACCAAACCCAUCAAGAAAGAAAGAACACGAUGACCCACCAUUCACACCCUCAAACCAAAUCAGCAUCCUCAAAACUAUCCAAGACCUUGGCCUCAAGCUUGAUCUCACUACUCUCAAUCUCCUCUCUGGUAUUGCUCGCCUCUGCUCAACAUGACAUGACCUCGAAUGUGACCGAUCUCAGUGGAACUUGGUCCUCUGGCUGGGGAUCCGUCAGGACCGGUGCUGGAUUCGCUAACCCGGUUAACUUCUCAUUCAACUACCCACCUACAUCUGGGAUCUCGAUGAGCUUUACUAGCGAUGGAUUCUGGGAAGAGGCGCAGUACAGAUUCGUCUCCAACGGUACGAGACCUAACUGUGUCAAGGCGAUUGUUCUAUGGCAACAUGGUCGAUACACGCUCGAAGCUAAUGGCUCAUUGACUACCCAGCCCAUCGAGGCGGAUGGCCGCAUCCAAAUCCAAGACCCCUGUGCAGCUCAAACCUCAAUCAUCACUUAUUACUACCAACCAGGCUUAUAUCAAACCUGGCAAAUCUUCAACGAUGCUCAUCACAACACCUAUAACUUGCAGCUACAAGCAUUUGACAACGCGCUCUUCCCCAGACUCUAUCUCGUCACUCGACCACCCGACAUGCUUCCCACUAACCAACUGACCACCAAGUCAAAAAAAUCCAAACGCUCCUUGCCAGAAGAACAUAGUGGCUCGGCUCAAUCGUCCCCUGGACUCUGGAAGAGAUGGUAUGAUGCUUGGGCCUCCUGAUCCCAAAAUUCCUACUCUCUUCUUCCUUUUCUUUGGAUUCCUUCCUUUCUUCCUUUUCAUUUUGUAGAGCUUGUUUGUGUAAUCCAUAUAUCAGCGCAUCCUGUUUUCUCUCUCUCCUUCCUUUUUUUGUAAUCAGCUUGUCCAUCUCUCUCUCUCACUCUUGCUUCCAUCACCUAACAGUUACGUAACAGUUUCCUGAGCUUCCUUUCACCAGCUUAUUAUCACAUCAAAAAUCACAGACGUCAUUCUCAGUCUCUUUUUUUUCUCUUUCAUUUGGCAUGAUAACUCCUCCAUCUUAUUUAACUUUUCUCAGCUCGGUUGUUAUCGUCUUGCCUUUUUUUAUCCAUAUUCAUACAUCUCUCCUCAAAUUAAUUUUCAUCAAAAAUCUGCAAGUGACAUGCUUCCCCCAACAACCCAUGAUGGUCGCUUCCCAACAAUCGUUCCCAUCCUUGUCUUGUGCUUUCUAUCAGCUGUCUAUCAGGAUGACGACCUUAAACCCAGCAGUACUGAUUGUCGAUAUGGUUCAGGAGUUAACAGUGUUCUGUUUGACACUGAUGUGUUUGUUUGGCUGUGAUCUGCUGUGAUAUAUUGAGAUAUGUUCGAAGAUGGCAGGUUAGUAUUGAUGAUGUAACCAGAGUGAGGGGUUGGCAGGGAGGCCUGCAUGAAAUUUUGAUCAAAUAAGCACGUUUCCAUCACAAUAAA
Molecule: messenger RNA, 1525 nt
Organism: Puccinia graminis f. sp. tritici CRL 75-36-700-3
Lineage: Eukaryota; Fungi; Basidiomycota; Pucciniomycetes; Pucciniales; Pucciniaceae
Exons: 4
Coding region: 98-823 (241 amino acids)
Biological process (GO): 'de novo' protein folding
Cellular component (GO): endoplasmic reticulum; endoplasmic reticulum membrane
Source: RefSeq, a predicted model, not a curated record